Molecule: messenger RNA, 840 nt
Organism: Arabidopsis arenosa
Lineage: Eukaryota; Viridiplantae; Streptophyta; Magnoliopsida; Brassicales; Brassicaceae
Source: the annotation of a GenBank genome assembly
AUUCAAACCGUCUGAACCCGUAACCCAAAGAUUUACGAGAAAACCAAAACUCUCGUUUUGUUAUUCUUUGCCCUGCGCCGUCUUCUCCAAAGCAAGAUCAAAGCUUCUUCGAUCCCCAAAAGAGAAUAAUGGCUACAGCUACAUAUCCACCUCCUCCACCGUAUCACAGACUCUACAAGGAUUACUCAGAAAACCCUAAUUCUGCUCCUGAACCUCCUCCUCCCAUUGAAGGCACCUACGUUUGUUUCGGAGGCAACUAUACUACAGAGGAUGUGCUUCCAAGCUUAGAAGAACAAGGAGUGCCUCAACUUUAUCCCAAAGAUUCCAAUGUUGAUUAUAAGAAGGAACUCAGGUCACUGAAUAGAGAACUACAGUUACAUAUAUUGGAGCUUGCUGAUGUUCUUGUUGAUAGACCUUCUCAAUAUGCAAAGAGGAUUGGUGAAAUUUCUUCAAUCUUCAAGAAUUUGCAUCACCUUCUCAAUUCCUUGAGGCCUCACCAAGCGAGAGCAACGCUUAUUCACAUUAUGGAACUUCAAAUUCAACAGAGGAAACAAGCUGUGGAGGACAUUAAGAGGAGAAGAGAAGAAGCACAGCGACUUCUUAAGGAUGCUUACGUCACUUUAGACGGUCAAUAGAUUUUUUUUUUUGUGUAAAUUAGCAAAUAAUAAUCUGUCUGUUAUUGACCUUCGAAGCUUAUUUUAAUUUGUUAACACUAAACCAAGGUUAAUCUGGCAAUGAAUACGCUGUAUGAGGAUUGUUUUAGACCAUAACUAACCGGUUAUCUUAUGAAGGAUAGGAGAAAGAAUAAACCGGUGAUACUAAUACAGUAAUAUUUCUAUA